This is a messenger RNA of Lodderomyces theae, 888 nucleotides long. RefSeq lists its product as uncharacterized. Bases 1 to 888 code for a protein of 295 amino acids. The transcript has a single exon. NCBI's taxonomy places the organism in Eukaryota, Fungi, Ascomycota, Pichiomycetes, Serinales, Debaryomycetaceae. The record is from RefSeq and is a predicted model, not a curated record.
AUGACAGGACUCACCCAAUCUCAGCUCGACACCUUCCACUCUGAAGGGAUGCUCUGCAUCGAGGAUUUUCUCACCCCGGAACAAACUUCUAAACUCUUGGCUCAAUCCAAACAUUUACUCGAACAAUGCGAUUUAUCAACCCACCCAAAGACCACAUUCAAAACUUCAGAUGAGGAUCAUAUCGGGGACAGAUACUUUUAUGAAUCAGCCGAUAAGAUUUCUUAUUUUUUCGACACAGAUGCAUUUGACAAGAAUGGGGAUUUGACUAUUGAAUUGCUGAAAUCGAUUAAUAAAAUUGGACAUGGGUUACAUAUUGAAGAUCCAUUAUUCAAGGAGAUCACAUUUGACGGAAAAGUGAAGGACAUUGCUCAAGACUUGAAAUUUGGUCAACCAAAAGUGUUGCAAAGUAUGUGUAUUUUCAAACAACCAGUGGGGACCAAGAGCCCAACCACGGAACGUGAUAAUGCCGUGCCUCCUCAUAACGACGCAACUUUCUUAUUCACGACACCACAAACUGCUAUUGGAUUUUGGAUCGCUUUGGAAGAUUGUACGGAGGAAAAUGGAUGUUUGUCGUAUAUACCAGGAACCCACAAGACAUAUCCUGUAUCAAAGAGAUUUGUGAGGAAAGAUGGAUUGAAUCUGGGUUGUACUUUUGAGCAGUUACUAGAGGAUAAACCAAUUGAGGGAGAUUAUAAAAUGGUGCCAUGUAAAGCGGGAUCUUUGAUAUUGAUCCACAAUUCAGUUCUUCAUAAGCUGGAAAAGAACAAGAGUGAAAAAUCGAGAUAUGCUUAUGCAUUUCAUGUUAUUGAUGGAGUCGCAGAUUACGAUAAGAAGAAUUGGUUGCAAGUGCCCUACGAAGGUGGCUCUGACUUUCUGAGACUAUAUUAG